GAUAGGGUUAAACUUUAACCCCGCGCGUGCUGCAGGCGGAAGAGGUGUGUUUUUUUGCGGAAAACAAUCUUAGUAAACUUUCAUAAAGAGUUUUUAGUAAAAGAAGACUAAACUUGGAUCUAUGAAGUAGUUGGCCGGUUUUGGGCACUUCUUUCUGCAAUAAUAAACUUUCUUCCGAAACGAAGCCAAGAACUAAGCGAACGGGACAAUUUUAUACAAUUUCAAGAAGCCAAAACAUACGUCCUCCAGAAAGACUCACGCUUGAUCAGAAGUUUCAGCAGUAGUAUUUUGGCCGCAGAUAGUGGAGUCUGUCCUCUAUGGGGAACAGCAGCAGUGACCGGGGCGGUCAGGGGGAAAGGUCUCCCUCGUAUCGAGAUGGACAACAGGGAGGAAAAGAUGCACGGCCCAAAAUUCUGAUGGACAGCACCGAGGACGCAGACCUGUUCAACAGAGAAGACCAAAAGACUAAUUCUGAGAUGCAGGAAUUUUUUGAAUGGCAGCGAGACCUUGAGAGUUUAACCAAAGGAUCGACUCAGGCCAGACCGACGGUGUUCAGGUGGACAGGAGCAGCCAAAGACGUCUACGUGUCCGGCUCAUUCAACAACUGGGCCUCCAAAAUCCCACUAAAUAAAAGUCAGAACAAUUUUGUGGCUAUUGUGGAUCUCCCUGAGGGAGAGCACCAGUAUAAGUUUUGUGUAGACGGACAGUGGACUUUAGAUCCAACCGGGUCUGUAGUGACUUCUAAAACUGGGACAGUGAAUAAUAUGAUCCAGGUGAAGAGGACUGACUUUGAAGUGUUUGAUGCCUUACGACUUGAUUCUGAGGAUUCAGCCGAAGAAUUGUCCAGUUCUCCACCGGGUCCAUACCAUCAGGACUCUUACUCAAUCAAACCUGAAGACAAACUGAAACAUCCCCCUUAUUUACCUCCACACCUGCUGCAAGUGUUGCUCAACAAAGACACUGGCAUCUCUUGCGACCCAACACUGCUUCCAGAGCCAAACCAUGUGAUGCUCAAUCAUCUGUAUGCUCUGUCCAUAAAGGAUGGAGUCAUGGUUCUCAGUGCAACUCACCGCUACAAAAAGAAGUAUGUGACAACACUUCUCUACAAACCCAUUUAAAGCAGAAAUCAUAACUGCUGAUGUAAUGUAAUGUACACAACUACAUAAUUGAUAAUUUUUCAAUCUGUACAUUCCAAUUCAGUUGCUUUUGCACUCAUCAAUGUAGCUUAAAAAUAAUUUAAAAAAUACUUUUGGUUAUUUUUGUAUUGUAUUUUGUAUUGUAUUGUAGUACAAUAUCUACUGUUGCAAUUAUUUUUCUUUUGUAGUCUUGGCACCAAAACAUCAGCCACUUUUGUUACAAUAAUGAGGGAAUAACUAAAAAAAAUAAAUGGAAUGCAUGGAAUGCU
Molecule: messenger RNA, 1405 nt
Organism: Periophthalmus magnuspinnatus
Lineage: Eukaryota; Metazoa; Chordata; Actinopteri; Gobiiformes; Gobiidae
Gene: prkab1b
Product: protein kinase, AMP-activated, beta 1 non-catalytic subunit, b
Exons: 8
Coding region: 318-1118 (266 amino acids)
Biological process (GO): signal transduction
Cellular component (GO): nucleus; nucleotide-activated protein kinase complex; cytoplasm
Molecular function (GO): protein kinase binding
Source: RefSeq, a predicted model, not a curated record